Molecule: messenger RNA, 804 nt
Organism: Bolinopsis microptera
Lineage: Eukaryota; Metazoa; Ctenophora; Tentaculata; Lobata; Bolinopsidae
Exons: 2
Coding region: 34-699 (221 amino acids)
Biological process (GO): negative regulation of membrane protein ectodomain proteolysis; negative regulation of endopeptidase activity
Cellular component (GO): extracellular matrix
Molecular function (GO): metalloendopeptidase inhibitor activity; protease binding
Source: RefSeq, a predicted model, not a curated record
GUACUGAAAAAUAACCUCCUACCCAAUACAGAAAUGAGUUCGUUACUUUUGCUGCUACUAGCGUGUUUGGUGGGCGUGGCACAUUCCUGCUCCUGUGCCCGAAGGAGGUACAAUGCUGAGGUUUGUGACGACAGAGUAAAGUACAUCAUCAAGGUGAAGAUAGAACAGGAUCUUGAUGAUAAGGAAUCAUUUAAUGAUGAUGACCAGGGCGACGUGGACUCCUAUGUUUGGCCGCCUCUCACUACCGACAUGCCGACCACAACCACCACGGACUGGUACAGGAUCCGCCGAGUACGAGCCAAGAUCCUCCACUUCUACAAAGGAAAAGGAGAACUGGGCACGGAUAUAAUCCUGGAGAGUGGCAUGAUGGACUCCAUGUGCGGUAUUGGUGCCUGGCUGACCCCCGGAGAGAAGUUCGCUCUUUCAACCAACAGUCUGGAGGUAGCCAAGAUGGGCCUCUGUUCCUUCAACUUUGUGGUUGGAGGCUGGGAAUGGGACCAAGUGGAACCAGUGCUGAAGAACCAUGACUGUGACUGCAAGUUACAGGCGUGUCGGAUGAGGGUAAACAGAAAAGUACUCCGAGGAAUGUGCAAGGAUACCGCUGCUUACUGCGCUCAAGAUGACAAAGGGAAGUGUAGGUGGUACAAUGCUGAGUCUAUAGAAUCUUGUAGACUUCCCCCGUACAUGAGAAGGAACUGAACACUCGGACCCUGCCAAGAGCAAUUACUUACAAGAACAAAUUUAUUCCAAAGAACUGUGAAGAAAGGACGCCCAUGUUUUCCUUAACGAAUGAUACCCGUACAA